Messenger RNA from Boleophthalmus pectinirostris (great blue-spotted mudskipper), 1291 nucleotides. It is a transcript of the gene npy2rl, whose product is annotated as neuropeptide Y receptor Y2, like. The record is from RefSeq and is a predicted model, not a curated record. Gene Ontology annotation, cellular component: membrane. The coding region runs from base 1 to 1167 and encodes 388 amino acids. Gene Ontology annotation, molecular function: neuropeptide Y receptor activity. Gene Ontology annotation, biological process: G protein-coupled receptor signaling pathway. Lineage: Eukaryota; Metazoa; Chordata; Actinopteri; Gobiiformes; Gobiidae. The transcript has 6 exons.
AUGGCGGCUGAAGCCAACACGUCAGGGGCGGAGCCGGACGGGACAUCGUCAUGGCCACCGGCGAGCGCUGUCCCCACGGUGACGUUCGAAGGCAUGAACUUCCCGGAGGACACCAUUCGGCUACUCAGUGUGCAGGUGGUGCUGAUCCUGGCCUACAGUACCAUAAUAGUUCUGGGGCUUAUGGGUAAUUCUCUGGUGAUUUAUGUUAUUUACCGCUUCAAGACGCUCAGAACCGUCACCAACUUCUUCAUCGCAAACCUGGCUGUGGCGGACCUGCUGGUGAACGCCCUGUGCCUCCCGUUCACACUGGUCUACACUCUUCAGGGAGAGUGGAAGUUUGGAAGUGUUUUGUGUUUUCUGCUCCCAUAUGCUCAAGGCCUCGCAGUCCACGUCUCCACGGUAACCCUCAACGUGAUCGCCCUGGACCGCCACAGGUGUAUCGUGUAUCACUUGGAGACUCGCAUGCGUAAAGAUGUGUGUUUUGGCGUCAUUGCUCUGACCUGGGUGCUCAGUGCGGUCCUCGCCAGCCCCCUCGCCAUCUUCAGAGAGUAUGGCUCAUUCACACUGGACGGGCACACCAUCCAGGUGUGCACAGAGAAGUGGCCAGGCAAGAGCACAGAUGGCACAAUCUACUCCAUCUCCAUGUUGAUUCUUCAGUACUUCCUUCCUCUCUCCAUCAUCUCCUUCGCCUACGCCCACAUUUGGUCAAAACUCCGCGGACACGUCAGCCCCGCCGAAAACGCCAGUGCCAGCUCCGAACGACACCAUCGAAGACGCAAAACCACCAAAAUGCUCGUAACUAUGGUGGUCGUUUUUGCCGUCAGUUGGCUUCCUUUCCACGCCUUCCAACUCGCCACCGAUAUUGACAGUUCGGUUUUGGAUAUGCGAGAUUUCCGGUUACUCUAUACGGUUUUCCAUGUGGUGGCUAUGUGUUCAACUUUCGCCAAUCCGCUGUUGUACGGAUGGAUGAACCGGAAUUACCGUGCGGCGUUCCUGGCGGUAUUCAAAUGCGCCGGAGCAGAGGCGGGGGGAAGAGGAAGGGGCGGGAGAUUGGAUAGCAUUCAUCCAAUCAGCAACAAGAAUCAGAAAAGUGGGCGGGACAAGAGUAAGAGUCAAAAGGAGACGCAGGAAGUGGCAGUGUCUCGGCUCAACGUAACUGAUGUUUGAGAGAACAAAGCCAUCAAAUCCAAGUCCAGGAUUAGAUCUGGAUUAGACUGGGUUUUUCUGGAGGCAGAAUCACAACAAUGAGAAGGGAAAUAGAAGAAUAAAAGAGAAGAAGACAAUAUGGCCG